AUGGCUCCCGUGCAGGAUACCAUGUUCCGCUCGUCGGAGAUGAGCAUGGUGCAGCUGUACAUGAGCAACGAGAUUGGCCGCGAAGUCGUCACUGCGCUUGGCCAGCUUGGCCUGCUUCACUUUCGCGAUCUUAAUGGAGAGUUGAGUGCUUUUCAGCGAACCUACACAAACGAGAUCCGUCGACUCGAUAAUGUCGAACGACAACUCCGAUACUUUCAUGGGCAGAUGGAAAAGGUGGGCAUUUCGCUCCGCAAGCUUGACCUCGACAACGAUGACCUCGCCACCCCGAACCCUGCCGAUAUCGAUGAAGUCGUUGAACGAAGCCAGACCCUUGAGCAGCGCAUUCAGCAAUUGAACGAAAGCUACGAAACCUUGAAGAAGCGAGAAGUCGACCUCACUGAGUGGCGAUGGGUUCUUCGGGAAGCGGGCGGCUUUUCGAUCUCUCACGCUCGUGCCGCCGACGCCGAGCGCUCCUUCUCGGGCAUGAACAUUGGGUUCGUUGCUGGCGUUAUUCCCCGGGACCGCGUGGACACAUUUGAGCGGAUUCUGUGGAGAACCCUGCGUGGUAAUCUCUACAUGAACCAGGCCGAGAUUCCCGAGCCCCUUGUCGACCCCUCCACCAACGAAACCGUCAACAAGAACGUGUUUGUCAUUUUUGCCCACGGCAAGGAGAUUCUCGCCAAGAUCCGGAAAAUCUCCGAGUCGAUGGGUGCCGAAGUGUAUAGCGUCGACGAGAACGCGGACCUUCGCCGAGACCAGGUCCAUGAAGUCAAUGCCCGCCUCGCCGACGUGCAGAAUGUUCUGCAAAACACGCAGACUACCCUCCAGGUCGAGCUCAACCAAAUCUCACAGUCGCUGUCCGCUUGGAUGGUCAUCAUUGCCAAAGAGAAGGCUGUUUAUAGCACCUUGAACCUCUUCUCGUACGACAGGGCUCGCAGGACGCUCAUUGCUGAGGGCUGGUGCCCGACUGCCGACCUUCCUCGUAUCCGAUCCACUUUGCAAGAUGUGACGAACCGAGCUGGGCUCUCGAUUCCCUCCAUCAUCAAUGAGGUCCGAACCAACAAGACGCCUCCCACCUUUAUUCGCACCAACAAGUUCACGGAGGCGUUCCAGACCAUUGUCAAUGCUUACGGAACGGCCACCUACCAAGAGGUCAACCCCGUCAUCCCUGUCAUCGUCACCUUCCCCUUCCUCUUCGCUGUCAUGUUUGGUGACGUUGGCCAUGCCGUCAUCAUGCUUCUGAGCUCACUUGCCAUGAUCUACUGGGAGAAGCCACUGAAGAAGGUAACCUUUGAACUCUUCGCCAUGCUCUUCUACGGAAGGUACAUUGCCCUUGUCAUGGCCAUCUUCUCCAUCUUUACCGGUUUCAUCUACAACGAUAUCUUUUCCCUGUCCUUCACCCUUUGGCCCAGCGCUUGGGAGUGGGACCACCACCCCUCUAGGGUUGGCGAGAUGGUUACUGGCGAACUCAAGGGCGACUACCGUUACCCGAUUGGUCUUGAUUGGAUGUGGCACGGAACGGAGAACAAUCUGCUCUUCACCAACAGUUACAAGAUGAAGAUGAGUAUCAUCCUCGGCUGGGUCCACAUGACCUACUCGCUGUGCUUCUCGUAUAUCAACGCGAGGCACUUCAAGAAGCGAGAAGAUCUGCUAGGCAACUUCAUCCCUGGCAUGAUCUUUUUCCAGUCCAUCUUCGGAUAUCUUGUCAUCUGCAUCAUUUACAAGUGGACCCCCGGUACCAUUGAUAUCCAGCUCUACCCUGGCCAGGCCAUUGUGCAAAAGUUCCUUCUUCUCGUCGCACUUGUCCAAGUUCCCAUCAUGCUCGGUCUGAAGCCUUACAUGCUGUGGAAGGACCACAAGAAGGCGCGUGCCAAGGGUUAUCGCGCAAUCGGCGAAACCUCGCACAUUGUUGCCGCGGAUGACGAUGAAGAUGAGGACGGUGCCCGCCUUCUCAACGGCAACGGUCGCGACAGCUUCGAAGACGGCACGCCUAUGAUCACGGAGAAUAUCUCCGAUGACGAGGAACACGAGGAGUUUGAACUUAGUGAGGUCAUCAUCCACCAGGUGAUUCAUACGAUUGAGUUCUGUCUCAACUGUGUAUCCCAUACCGCCUCUUACCUCCGUCUUUGGGCUUUGUCGCUGGCUCACCAGCAGCUCAGCUCCGUGCUCUGGAACAUGACAAUCGGCCCCUGCCUCAAGAUGACUGGCGUCAUGGGAAUCAUCGCCAUCGUCAUCAGCUUCACCAUGUGGCUUAACUUGACCAUCGCUAUUCUUGUGUUGAUGGAGGGAACGAGUGCAAUGCUUCACUCCCUGAGGUUGGCAUGGGUAGAAUCCUUUUCCAAGUUCGCCGAGUUCGCGGGUUGGGCCUUUGUGCCCUUCUCAUUCAAGACUCUAUUAGAAGAGUCGGAGGACCUGAAAGAGUUUAUUGGAUAG
Parascedosporium putredinis is the source of this 2433-nucleotide messenger RNA. The record is from the annotation of a GenBank genome assembly. Lineage: Eukaryota; Fungi; Ascomycota; Sordariomycetes; Microascales; Microascaceae.